UGCUGGUGGCAGCAGCGCACCGCGGCGCUCUGCUGACAGCCUCGUCCGUCACACAGUCAGGAGUCCCCAGCAGUAAACACAGACUGUCGCCACACCGGAGAGCCAGCCAGCCAGCUAACGACCACACGAGCAGAAAGGGAUGGAUACUUUCUACAAGCUAGUAUUGCCUGUUGUAGUACGGGAUUCAUCCAGGACUGCUAAAAUCAGUGAUGUGCUUGUCCCAUCUGACAUAGUGGGACACUAUAGCUGAACCCCCUCCCUGUCCUGUCGCUGUUCCCCCUGAAGACCUCGUACCAACACCACCUCCUUCCUCGUCCCCCACCUCCUCUUCCUCCCUCCGGCCGCCCCUGUGAUGCCUCCCCCAUGCUGUGGCUACCUGUCACAGUACACUCAUCAUCAUCUGGUUGCCUUUCUCCUCACCUUCUUUAGCUAUGUGUUGCUACACGCAUCCAGGAAGACGUUCAGCAAUGUGAAAGUCAGCAUCUCGGCCCAGUGGACGCCGUCUCUCCAGAAUGGCAGCGCACCGGCUUACUCUCCUGGCGAGACGUGGGAAUCCAAUCGUCUGUUUGAAGAUGAAAAGCAGGCCACUAUGUUCCUGGGAGUUCUGGACUCCAUCUUCCUCUUCUCGUACGCAGUGGGUCUGUAUUUCAGCGGUGUGAUUGGAGACAGACUGAACCUGCGCUACGUACUCUGCUUCGGCCUUUGUGGCUCUGCUAUAGUGGAGUUUGCGUUUGGCACUCUCACCGAAUGGCUCCACAUCUACAACAUCUAUCUGUACUGCGGCCUGUGGGUGGUGAACGGCCUGCUGCAGUCGGCCGUCUGGCCCUGCGUGGUGGCCGUCAUGGGCAACUGGUUCGGCAAGACGGGCCGCGGCUUUGUGUUCGGCCUGUGGAGUGCUUGUGCCUCUGUAGGCAACAUCCUGGGGGCCUUCCUGGCUUCUAGUGUGCUCAAGUAUGGAUACGAGUAUGCCUUCCUGGUGACCUCAGUGGUGCAGUUUGCCGGUGGGGUGGUGGUGUUCUUCGGCCUGCUUACCUCCCCAAAAGAAGUCGGUUUGAGCUCGGAGUCGGAGACCGGACUGGUGGAGACAGACACAGACAGCCACAGGCCUUUGAUGAGCGACGAGGAGGAUGAGCUGGAAGCCGAGGCGUAUAGCAGACGAUACCAGUCAGUUCAGGAGCCGGACGAACCUCUGACCGAGACUCCUCGAGCCAUCGGCUUCUGCGAGGCUUUCUGUCUGCCUGGAGUGCUACCUUAUUCCCUGGCGUACGCGUGCCUGAAGCUGGUCAACUACUCCUUCUUCUUCUGGCUUCCUUUCUACCUGAGCAACAACUACGGCUGGAAGGAGGCUGAGGCCGACCGCCUGUCCGUGUGGUAUGAUGUCGGAGGAAUUAUCGGAGGAACCGUUCAAGGUUUGAUUUCUGACUUCAUGGGAAAGAGAGCCCCGGUGUUGGCCAUUAGCCUGGCGCUGGCGAUGGGAGCCCUGGUGGGAUACAGCCACUCACCUAAUGACCAGGUGAUAAACGCUGCGCUGUUGGCUACCACUGGCUUCUUCAUUGGCGGCCCUUCUAAUAUGAUCAGCUCGGCCAUAUCUGCUGACCUGGGGAGACAGGAUGCUCUGAGGGGCAGCCAGGAGGCUUUGGCUACUGUCACUGGCAUAGUCGAUGGAACUGGGAGUAUAGGAGCUGCUGGGGGACAGUACCUGGUGUCCCUGAUUGAGAACAAGCUGGGCUGGAUGUGCGUGUUCUACUUCUUCGUCGUCAUGACAGGGGGCAGCAUCGUGUUCAUCAUUCCGUUGCUCGUCAAAGAGGUGCGUGCCAUGUGGAGAGACAGACAAGCGCUGCGACGCCAGCUGUGAACGCGCCAAACAUCUGCCAGCCAUAAUAUUCCUCCUCUAAUCAGCAGGGCUGCACACAAACGGCUCCUUUUUACGUGAGUUUUCGGGAGGUGGGAUGCUGUUUCUCACAGCCCACGAUGGUUAAGGUAAACUGGAGAUAGAGAACCACAAGUUUAACUCCCACAAACCACCAGUGUUUGUCCAUUAACACCCAUGUGAGCAGGCAGAGCGACUUUGAGCACAACACUGAAGUCUUAUCCACUCACUAGAAGCCUAAAAAUGCAAAUGCACACGUCUUUUAGUGUGCACACAAGAAUUUAAAGGUUGAGCUGAAGUGCCUCAUUGACAAAGGCUUUUAAAGGGACCCUAGCUGUCCACUCUGUGAAUUCAGGCCUUGCGGGGCUAUCACAGAAUGUACUAUUGUAUAUAUUUUAGGUUUUAAAUGGAUGUAAAAACCUUUUUUUAAAUGUAGGUGUUCUUGAUUCAAGUUUUAAAUCAAGAGUUCUUAACUUAAAGAUCAUCCCCUCGGAGACAAUUUGGGGGUCAUGAUGGCCUAAAGAAUGUGAAUAAUAACGAUAAUGUAGAGAUGUACUGUCAGCGUUUGUAGAUAUGUAUGAUAUUUUUGUUGCUUCGGGUCGAGAUAAUGAAUAUUGCACUGUAGUAUACAGUAAUUAGUCUUGAAGAUUUUAGUGCACCACUCAGAUUUUAGCUGGGUUUUGGGAAACUUUCACCUCGCAGCCACUUGAUUUCUCUUGUGUACAUUUUGUGCAAUCAUCAGGGUUAGAAACUAUACUGUCUACGGGGACUGGUUCUCUCCAUUCUGUAUGUGUGUCAGUCACUGAUCGAUAUAUGCUCAUUCCUUUUUAAGUUUUAAUGUCUUAAGUCACAAGCAAUCGCCGUGAAAACCCUCACGCCAACAAACACACCGACAGAAACACAAUUAGAAAACUCUACCAAUGUCUUGUCUCUUUACAUUGAGUUUACAGCGAGGCAUGCCUCAUGCACAUUCAAGUGUAAACUGCAUACUGACAUUGCAGAAGAGACAGGUUUUGCCUGUUUGCCGCAGAAGCUGCACAUUUGCACGUUUGUUUGGGGAACUUGACUGCAAAUCUGUGUUUGAACAGAUUUAUUAUGUUUAAAGAGGUAAAUUACUUUUAGAUUAUAAUUACUCAUGAUCAGAUCACUUAUCAUAUGUCAUCAGCCAUGGGCUAGUUAGUGUUUCUGCAGGUUGUCUGCUUUACGAGACAAUGUAGUCAGCAACCAGCCAUCAAUCGUUUUGGUUAAAAUCAGUAAAAAGAGACUAGAAUUAGUGAUUUUCCAGCCACUGUGGCCAAUAGACAAAACUGGUAGUUUGCUCCGUUGCAUUUAGAGCAUUUAAAAUGCUUUUUGAGAAGUACUCUGUGGUACGAGACGUGUUCCUCAUGCUAAACCUCCAGCACUGGAGCUUAAAAUGACACUUGCACCUCCGAUGUUUCUGAACUUGCCAAAUGUAACAGAAUGUAAAUUGAAACGUGUGUUGAAUAUGAAACACUAUCUGUGGUGUAUUUUUUUGUUUUAUUUUUAUUUAUGUGUACUUUUAGAGUUUUAACUAAUGUAAAUGCAAAUUUUCAUUUUAAAUAAAUGCAAACUACAUUUUGCAAAUUGUGA
This is a messenger RNA of Sebastes umbrosus (honeycomb rockfish), 3481 nucleotides long. RefSeq names its product solute carrier family 37 member 3 (gene slc37a3). The transcript has 15 exons. Gene Ontology annotation, cellular component: endoplasmic reticulum membrane. Gene Ontology annotation, biological process: transmembrane transport. Lineage: Eukaryota; Metazoa; Chordata; Actinopteri; Perciformes; Sebastidae. Gene Ontology annotation, molecular function: transmembrane transporter activity. The record is from RefSeq and is a predicted model, not a curated record. Bases 353 to 1855 code for a protein of 500 amino acids.